Molecule: messenger RNA, 2314 nt
Organism: Cebus imitator (Panamanian white-faced capuchin)
Lineage: Eukaryota; Metazoa; Chordata; Mammalia; Primates; Cebidae
Gene: LYPD5
Product: LY6/PLAUR domain containing 5
Exons: 5
Coding region: 82-837 (251 amino acids)
Cellular component (GO): plasma membrane
Source: RefSeq, a predicted model, not a curated record
GAUGCUUAGGACUCAGUAGAGGGAACCAGCCAGGCAGCACAUCACUGUGGGAGGCGCUGUCCCAGGUGGCCCAGCUCAGCAAUGGCAAUGGGGGUCCCCAGAGUCAUUCUCUUCUGCCUCUUUGGGACUACGCUCUGCCUGACAGGGUCCCAAGCCCUGCAGUGCUACAGCUUUGAGCACACCUAUUUCGGCCCCUUUGACCUCAGAGCCAUGAAGCUGCCCAUCGUCUCUUGUCCCCAUGAGUGCUUUGAGGCCAUCCUGUCUCUGGACACUGGGUAUCGCGCGCCGGUGACCCUGGUGCAGAAGGGCUGCUGGACGGGGCCGCCUACCGGCCGGAUGCAAUCGAACCAGGACGCGCUGCCGCCCGACUACUCGGUGGUGCGCGGCUGCACCACUGACACGUGCAACGCCCACCUCAUGACGCAUGAUGCCCUCCCCAACCUGAGCCAAGCGCCCGACCCACCGACGCUCAGCGGCACCGAGUGCUAUGCCUGUAUCGGGGUUCACCAGGAAGACUGCGCUAUCGGCAGGUCCCGACGGGUCCAGUGUCACCAGGACCAGACCUCCUGCUUCCAGGGCAAUGGCAGAAUGACAGUCGGCAAUUUCUCAGUUCCUGUGUACAUCAGAACCUGCCACCGGCCCUCCUGCACCACCAUGGGCACCACCAGCCCCUGGACAACCAUCGACCUCCAGGGCUCCUGCUGUGAGGGGCACCUCUGCAACACAGAAUCCGUGAUCCAGCCCUUCAACAGUGCUUCAGCCACCACCCCUCCCCUAGCACUGCAGGUCCUGGCCCUGCUCCUCCCAGUCCUCCUGCUGGUGAGGCUCUUGGCAUAGACAGCCCCUCCAGGAUGCUAGGGGCAGGAUUCACUCACCUUCUUCUUGCUGCUUCGGCCCCUAACACGUAGCUCACUGGAAAACGAUGUUAAAACCAGAAUUGCACUCCUGUCCCUCUAGCCCUCCAUCUCUCCCUCCCUCCUGCCCCCCAACCUGGUCAACAGGACUGGAGGGAACUGGACACAAUCACCAGCAUCCCAGGGGAGGAUGAAACAGCCACGUCCUGCCCUGAUGAAGAGCAAUUCCGAUCACAGCUAUUACCCACUAAGCACCAGCCAGGCACCAGGCACCCCGUAACAUGGCUUCCUGUGCUGUCCCUCCAGAGCCUGUCGCAAUUCUAGGAGGGAGCUAUACAAUGAUGUAUUUAUUGGUGUGGCCCAAGAGAGGCCCAAUAUGCAGUAUGCCUUAACAGUUAGUAGGCCAGGCUCUGGAGCUCAGCUGCAUGGGUUCAAAUCCCAGCGCCACCAUUCUGCCUGCAGAGACCAUGGGUGAGUUACUUGAGCUCUCUGUGCCAAUAUUUUCUCACCUAUAAGGUGGAGGUGAAAAUAAACUUUAUAAUGAUGACAAGAACUGUUUCACAGUGGUUGUGGUGAGGAUUUAACGAGAUGAAUCUUUACUCUUGGGACACAGCAGUGGCCCAGUAUAAGUACGCUACUGUCACAGGCCUUAAGUCACAGAUCAGCAAACUGAGAGGUAAACUUGGUUGAGCUUGUGUAUCUAGUGAGUGGUGAAUCAGGAACCAGACUCCCAGCCCCAUGAACCCCUAGGCAACCUCCUCUCCCAAACACAUGAGUGCUGAUUAACUUCACAGAAAAAUACACAAGGCAAAGUUCAGUGAGAUGAAAUUCUCCAAGCUGUGAAGAUCAGGGAAGACUUCCUGGAGAAAUUAACCCUUGAGCAAAAUCCUAAAGGAACAACAGUAGCUGGCAAAAAGAAGCAGGAAGAAGGGCAUUCUAGGUAGAAGAGACAGCCUGGACAAAGGUCUGAGGGAGGAAGGAACACAGGGUGUGCAGGACACUCUCAUAAGUGCAUAAACUUCAUAGAGAUGGGAUCCUUCAGCAUGUUCUCUGUCCACAUGCUUUACCAUGUUCUUUCACAUGCUUUUUGUCACUUGAUCUUUACAGUAACUCAGUGAGGGAAGCAAAAAAGUAAGUUGUAUCCUGCUAUCGUCUCAAUGUUUGUGUCUCCUCAAAAUUCAUCUUUUGAAACCUAAUCACCAAAGUGAUGGUAGUGGGAGGUGGGGCCUUGGGAGGUGGUAAGGUCAUGAGGGUGGAGCCCCCAUGAAUAGGAUUAGUGCCCUUAUAAAAGAGGCUCCAGAGAGCUGCCUUGCCACUUCCAGCGCAUGAGAACACAGCCAGCAGGUGUCAUCUAUAAACAAGAAAGCGAGUCCUCACUAGCCAUGGAAUCUGCUGGUGCAUCGACUGCAGACUCUCCAGACUCCAGAACUGUGAAAAAUAAAUUUCUGUUGUAUAUAAGC